CCGUGCGCGGCUCCGACAGCGUGCGUUUUUGUGAUUUAAAGCUGGGCGAUGCGUAAUUCUGCACACAAAGGUCGUGACUCGCAGUCGCUCGCUGAGUCCUGAUGCCUUGGUUCGCCAGAAAAGUUGAAUCGUCCCGCCGGUUGCCGUGCGCAAAGGUUACUCCACAUUCGUCGCUCGCGCUUUUGUUCAACCGCGCUCAGUCAUUACAACGUUUGUGCAGAGAAUAUUCAACGGGAUGCUUGAUUGAAAUUAAUUGACUCGUUCCGACAACAAUGGCAUCGGAAUUAAUCGGCUACUUGAAGGACCCGCAACUAGUCGCGUCGAUACAGCGAUUUUUUGGUGUCAACAUACAUUAUGGCAAACAUUGUGAGGGGCUCAAGUCCAGCGGAACAUGGCAAAGCGAACAGGACGAGGAUACUUGCACAAAAGCCGAUCGCAACGAGAGGAAGCACGUUCCGACUUGCCGUAAUCAAGAGCUAAAUGGCUGUGAUAGAAACAGUAAACGGACGGUCAAUGGAUGCACACAGCGGACGAGAUUCUUAGAACGACAAAGAAAUGAGCCGACUAACAAGUGUGAAGAAGCUGCAGCGGUUUUGAGCGGCACGCAUUAUACAAUCACUAAUUCAUUUUGGUACUAUUUAUUUCUGUUCGGAACCGAGCUAGGAGACGAGAUUUUCUACUCGACUUUUAUACCCUUUUUGUUUUGGAAUAUUGAUGGAGCAAUUGGCCGAAGGGUAGUGUUAGUAUGGGCCACUGUUAUGACUAUUGGACAAGCAUUGAAGGAUAUAAUUUGUUGGCCCAGGCCAGCGUGUCCACCAACCGUCAGGUUACAAAAUAAGUGGUCACAGGAGUACGGAAUGCCGUCUACUCAUGCCAUGAUUGGUGUCUCCAUUCCAUUUAGCAUAGUAUUAUUUACGAUAAAUAAGUAUAUUUAUCCACCUCUCAUCGGCUGUCUCAUCGCUUCCCUCUGGUGUGCACUCGUCAGUAUGAGCAGACUUUAUCUCGGUAUGCAUACCGUGCUAGAUAUCAUAGUGGGCUUAGUAUUGGCGUUCGUGCUAAUGAUUCCAUUGGUACCUGUAGUUGAUGUAACAAAUACUUACAUCAUCACGAAUGUUUGGCUAGUAGCGGUACUGGUUGGAAUUAGCAUUGCCGCUAUUGUCUAUUAUCCAUCCAGCGACAAAUGGACACCGACCAGAGGCGACACUGCCAUGGUCGUAUCGGUCACCGCAGGAGUUCACGUGGGAGCGUGGCUCGGUUAUUAUACUGGUAUAUUAAGCGCAUCGUCGCUUUCGCCACCGUAUACUAUCACUUGGCCAACGUGUUCCACGCUUGGUCAUUUGAUUCUUAGAACUGUAUUUGGCUUUGCCUGCGUAAUUGCGACGAAAAGUUCGUGCAAACUUUUUAGUUAUGUUACAUUAUGUGCCAUACUAGGAAUUAAUUGGAAGCAACUUAUGAGUUGCCAAGACUACAGCGGAAAUCAAAAUAAGGUGUUGGUUGAUCUAGUCUACAAAUAUCUAGCUUGUUUUAUGAUAGGUGUAAAUACAGUUUAUUUCUUGCCGCAAGUCUUCAGUAUGAUGGGUAUCGAACGACCGGCAUUUUUUACAGAAAUGUGAGAAACUUAACGUUUCCUUUGUUGUUCAGUUUACAUUAUUCCGUGAGAUAUAUUUUAUAUUUUGUUGUCUAUUGAGCUUUUGUAAUUUUUCCAAGAAAUCAUUUAUUUUUACUUUUUCAGGUUUAUCUUAGAUAGAAACGUAAUUUACUGAAUUAAAACUUAAUGCUUUCUUCCAAAAAUUACCAAAAUUAAUAGGCACUUUAGAAUUAAUAUGAAAUCUAACAAAAUUUCAAUCAUCUUAAUAACGUGUGAAAACAAAUUCUUAAGAAUCGAAAAAGGAAUAAACAUAAGAACCAAA
This is a messenger RNA of Ooceraea biroi (clonal raider ant), 1910 nucleotides long. RefSeq names its product sphingosine-1-phosphate phosphatase 2. Lineage: Eukaryota; Metazoa; Arthropoda; Insecta; Hymenoptera; Formicidae. Gene Ontology annotation, biological process: sphingosine metabolic process. Gene Ontology annotation, cellular component: endoplasmic reticulum membrane. Gene Ontology annotation, molecular function: sphingosine-1-phosphate phosphatase activity. The record is from RefSeq and is a predicted model, not a curated record.